Rana temporaria (common frog) is the source of this 2157-nucleotide messenger RNA. RefSeq names its product chromosome-associated kinesin KIF4-like. NCBI's taxonomy places the organism in Eukaryota, Metazoa, Chordata, Amphibia, Anura, Ranidae. Gene Ontology annotation, biological process: microtubule-based movement; mitotic spindle organization. The coding region runs from base 1 to 2157 and encodes 718 amino acids. The transcript is spliced from 2 exons. The record is from RefSeq and is a predicted model, not a curated record. Gene Ontology annotation, molecular function: ATP binding; microtubule motor activity; microtubule binding.
AUGUUGGUGAAGGAGAUUCGGGAAUAUUUUGAGAACAAUGACAAUAACGAGAUCUCCCCCAGCUCCCUUUGGGGUGCUCAUAAAGCAGUACUGAGGGGAAAGAUCAUCCAGCUUUCAUCGAAACUGAGGCGGGAACGGAAGGUGGACAUAGAAAAACUUGAGAGAGAUUUCAAAUUUCUAAGUAGGUCCCAUAAGCGAAACCCAUCUCGGUCUUCCCUUACCAAAUUGGAUUCUGCCAGACUAGCGCUCAACUUGGCCCUCACAUCUUCGGCGGAUAAACAUCUUCAAUGGCAAAAUAGUAAAUUUUACAUGAGGGCGAACAAGUUUGGCCCUCAACUAGCGGCCAAACUCACCCCCAAAUUGCGGACGUAUGCGAUUCCUAAGAUUAAGGCCUCGAACGGAAUGUUAACCCAGAACCCUGAAAAAAUUCUUAAGACCUUCCAAUCAUUCUACUCUACUCUGUACUCUUCUGACACGCGACACUCUCAGACAGACCUUGACGCCUUCCUGCAGAAUGUCCCUCUUCCCAGACUUUUGGACUCCCAUCGUGCUACUCUUGACUCACCAUUUCAGGUAGCGGAGAUUAGUGCAGUCAUUAAAGAUCUUAAGACAGACUCUGCCCCGGGCCCUGACGGGUUCUCUAACCUUUAUUACAAAACUUUCUCUGAGAUUCUGGCCCCUUAUCUGGUCCGUUUCUUUAAUUCCUUGCGCAGGGAUUCCUUGGCGGAUCCCUCGGCGAACCUAGCUUUUAUCUCUGUAAUCCCUAAACCGGGGAAGGACCCUAGCGAAGUAAGCAAUUAUAGACCAAUCUCGUUGAUUAAUAACGAUUUGAAGAUAAUGACAAAAGUUUUAGCGAAUAGAAUGGCUCUCUUUAUUGGUUCUUACAUUCACAAGGACCAGGUGGGCUUCAUACCGGGGAGACAGGGACCGGACCAGAUACGGAGGGCAGUAGAUAUUAUUUCACUUAUGAGGAACAGAACGAAGGCUGCAGGAGGGACUUAUACCAACGACAAGGAGAACAAGCCGAGUGUGGGCAUCAUCCCCAGAGUCAUCAAGGCUUUGUUUAAGGAGAUCGAGCAACGGUGUGGCUGGGAAUUUCAAAUCAAAGUUUCCUAUUUAGAGAUCUACAAUGAAGAAAUUGUGGAUCUUCUCUACACUCGAGAUAAAGCGACACACCUCAGCAUCCGCGAGGAAGGCAUUAAGAUCUGUGGCCUCACUGAGCGUGAUGUGAAGGAUGCGGAGGAUAUGGUGUUUUGUCUGGAGAUGGGGAAUGGUGCCCUCACUGUGGCUUCCACAGCCAUGAACUACCAGUCCUCCCGAUCGCACACCAUCUUCACCAUCUCCCUCGAACAAAAGAAAAUCGAUGACAAAAACAUCAGUUUCCGCUCCAAAUUUCACCUUGUUGAUUUGGCUGGGUCUGAAAGACAGAAAAAGACAAAGGCUGAAGGCGACCGUUUGAAGGAAGGUAUCAGUAUAAACCUUGGCCUGUUGUGUUUGGGAAACGUUAUCAGCGCUUUGGGGGAUAUAUCCAAUCGAGGCGGAUUUGUGCCCUACAGAGACUCAAAGCUGACCCGUCUUCUACAAGAUUCCCUUGGGGGUAACAGUCACACACUGAUGAUAGCGUGUGUUAAUCCCGCCAAUUCAAACAUGGAGGAGACACUUAAUACCCUGCGCUAUGCCGACCGAGCCAGAAAGCUAAAGAAUAAGCCGAUCGUCAACACGGAUCCACAGGCUGCGGAAAUUCAGCACCUGAAGCAGCAGGUACAAGAUCUGCAGGUGAUGUUGCUGCAAGCUCAUGGAGGGACCCUUCCUGUACUGACCAAUAUGGAGCCAACCGAUAACCUUCAGUCACUGCUGAUAAAAACCAAAACUUUGGAAGAGGAAAAUGGAAAAUUAAGUCAAGAGCUGGGCGAAGCUGCAGAACAGAUGGCCAAUAUUCUGGAGAAAAUUAUCUUGACUGAACUAGAAAAUGAAAAAUUAACCAAUAAGAUGAAUGAGCUCCGACAACACGCAGCGUGCAAAUUGAAUCUCGAGAAGAUGGUUGAGACCCUGGAAGACCAGGAAAUGAAGGACAAUGUAGAGGUCAUCCGCAACUUGCAACAACUGAUCACACACCUUCAGGAUGAAGGAUCGGUGGGUAGGUACCCACGUGGGUAG